AUGGCAUCAGCACCACAAGUGGCAGCCAAUCCUCCCUUGAACUUAUGUGCUACUUCAAAUGCUGGUGUCUUUUCGACAGGUACUAGUUCGACAUAUAUGUCGAAUGGUCUAUGCUAUGACACUUGUAAUAACCAGGGUUAUGCUGUAGCUAUAUUACAAGGAGAAAAUUGCUGGUGUGGGAAUGAUGUUCCUGAAAAUACUGUGGAUUCACUGAAUUGUGAUGUUCCUUGUCCAGGUUACCCAAGUGAUAUGUGUGCUCAACUUGGUUAUUAUGGAUACAUUGUCAUUGGAAUGCCUAGUGCUACUGUUGGUGGUCAAACUAGUUCAACUUCAAAAAAUACACCAACUAGCACAACUGGAAGUAAUAACAACAAUAACAAUAACAAUAACAAUAACAAUAACAAUAACAAUAACAAUGAUAAUGACGAUACAACAACGGUUGACACUGAAAAUGUUACUAAUAACGUUUAUGUUACCAAUAACGUAUAUGUAACGAAUAAUGUAUUUGUAACAAGUAUGAAAACUGGAACUACUAUGAAGACUGGAACUACUUUGGUUACUAAUACUCAGACAGGGACCACAUUAGUCACUAAUACUCAGACAGGGACCACGUUGGUCACUAAUACCCAAACUGGCACAACUAUGGUAACUCAAACCACUCAAAUGACAGGUUUGGUAAGUCCAUCGACAAGUGGUCUACCCAGUUCUAGUUCUAGUUCUAGCUCUAGCUCUAGCUCUAGUCCUAGCUCUAGUUCAUCAACCACAAUUUACCAAACCACUGUUUAUUCAGUAAUGACAGUUAAUGGUACACGUCAGGAUGUGGUAUCAACUUUGUAUGUAACACAUACUGCUUCACCUGUAAUACAAACCUCCGAUGAUCCUGCUAGCACUUCAAGCUCAUCUACAUCAAUUGCUACUGCUUCUGCUUCGGCAUUAACUUCAGGUUCUGGUGAGAAUUCUUCUUCAACUAAUGGAUCUACAACCGGGGGCUCGAAAUCAUUUUUUGACUCUAAAGGUAAAGUUGCUGGAACUUUCACUGCAGUGGGAAUUGUUAUUGUAGGACUUGUAGCUGGAAUUUUAUACUGCUGCUUAUGUGCUCGUAUUUGUGGAGGACGUCGUGGUCAUGACAUGGAUAAUGAUGGUUUUACUGAUGAAGAGAACCAAUACUCUAGUGAAGAGCUUUCCAUUGGUGGAGGUAGUGGUAACGAGAAGCCAUCAGGUGUAAUUCAAAUGAUGACUCCAGCUGCUUUACUCGCUAGACACGGUCAUACGAACCUGAUUUCUAAAGGUGAUAAUGUCAGUGUAAGUACAACUACCAUUAAAAGAGAAAAUUCUAGUAAAUCUAUCUUUUCAUUCUUGAAUGGAGGUGGUAGUCAAGGCUCUUCACCUACUAUUGUAGGCUCUGAUUUAGGACGGAGUUCAUCAAGAAAGAAGUUGGUCAAUCAUGGAAAUGGAAGCAAACAUGGUAGUCUAGAUCUGAAUAAUCUUAGUAAGGAGCUACUGAUGUUCCCACCAAUUGCUGAAUGGGAUUCAAGACUAGAUCCGGACACGAUGUUUUUAAACAACAAUCUUAGUAAUAAAUCACUCGAUGAUGAAGUUGAUUAUUCAAGACCCAUUUUGAAGAUAAUGAAUCCUGAGUGA
Molecule: messenger RNA, 1641 nt
Organism: Scheffersomyces amazonensis
Lineage: Eukaryota; Fungi; Ascomycota; Pichiomycetes; Serinales; Debaryomycetaceae
Gene: WSC4
Product: Wsc4p
Exons: 1
Coding region: 1-1641 (546 amino acids)
Source: RefSeq, a predicted model, not a curated record